GGGUAACGUGCGGGAAGCCAGGUCCGGUACUGCAAGGAUGGCCGCUCAGCGAGGUGGGGUUAUUCCCACUUUCCUGUGUGGUACAGCAGUAUGCCUGGGGGAAGAUGGGUUCCGACAGUGAAGUGGCUCGGCUGCUGGCCAGCAGUGACCCACUGGCCCGAAUCUCAGAAGACCAGCCAUAUGCAGAGCUGUGGAUGGGGACCCACCCCCGAGGAGAUGCCAAAAUUCUUGACAAUCGCAUCUCGCAGAAGACCUUAGGCCAGUGGAUUGCUGAGAACCAGGACUGCUUGGGUUCAAAGGUCAAGGACACCUUUAAUGGCAAGUUGCCCUUCCUCUUCAAAGUGCUCUCAGUUCGAACAGCCCUCUCCAUCCAGGCACACCCUAACAAGGAACUGGCAGAGAAGCUGCACCUCCAGGCUCCACAGCACUACCCUGAUGCCAACCAUAAGCCAGAAAUGGCCAUUGCCCUCACUUCCUUUCAGGGCUUAUGUGGUUUCCGGCCAGUUGAGGAAAUUGUGACCUUUCUGACAAAGGUGCCUGAGUUCCAGUUCCUAAUUGGAGAUAAUGCAACAACACAGCUGAAGCAGAGUCUGAGCCAGAACCCCCAGGCCAUGGCCUCUGCUCUGCAGAGUUGUUUCUCCCACCUAAUGAAGAAUGAGAAGAAGGUGGUGGUGGAACAGCUCAACCUCCUGGUGAAGCGGAUCUCCCAGCAAGUGGCUGCUGGGAACAAUGUGGAAGAUAUCUGUGGGGAGCUUUUGCUGCAGCUGCACCAGCAGUAUCCAGGUGAUAUCGGAUGCUUUGCCAUCUACUUCCUGAACCUGCUUAUCCUGAAGCCGGGGGAAGCCAUGUUUCUGGAGGCCAAUGUACCCCAUGCCUACCUGAAAGGAGAUUGUGUGGAAUGCAUGGCGUGUUCAGAUAACACAGUACGCGCUGGCCUGACACCCAAGUUUAUUGAUGUGCCAACUCUGUGUGAUAUGCUCAGCUAUACCCCCAGCCCCAGCAAGGACAGGCUCUUUACUCCAACACGGAGUCGGGAAGACCCCUACCUCUCUCUCUAUAACCCCCCUGUACCAGACUUCACGGUUAUGAAGAUAGAGGUCCCAGGCUCGGUCACUGAGUACAAGGUCUUGGCAGUGGACUCCGCCAGCAUCCUCCUAAUGGUGCAGGGUACAGUGACAGCCAGCACCCCCACAGCCCAGGCAGUAAUCCCCCUGCAGCGUGGCGGCGUACUCUUCAUUGGGGCCAAUGAGAGUGUCUCACUGAAGCUCACUGUGCCUGAGGACCUGCUGAUAUUCCGUGCCUGCUGUCUGCUGUAGAGGCCAUAGCCAUUCUGGCUCUCCUUCCUAGUCACCCUAAAUCCUGGCUAGUCCCACCUCCUUAGGCCCAGCCCAAACUCCUUCCCUGCUCUAAACUCAGAGAUAGUGGCUCCUGAGCAGGCCUAGGCUGAACCAUCUUCCUGGGAGGAAGGACUUAUGUGAGGACUAAGGGCCAACACUCCACUUGAAUUCUCCCUGUACCUGAGCCACACUCAAUGCAGGAGAGCAGCUGUUUUCACUAUAGUAUUAGGCUGGUGAAAUCUAUGAGUAGCUCAGCAUCGGUUACAGCAAAAGGGUAGGUAACCAAUUUCUUUAUUGAUUUUAGAAACAUUGAUUUGUUGUUCCACUCAUUUAUGCAUUUAGUGGUUGGUUCUUGUAUCCUGACCAGUGAUCAAAACUGCAACUUUGGUAUAUCAGGAUAGUGCUCUAUUCAACUGAUACCUGGCCAGGACCUUAGGUAACUAAUUUCUAAUAGAGUUCUCACCUUGGGACUGCCCAUUUCCUCAGCAGCUGAGAAGUGAAAGGGUAGGCAUGUGGUCCCGUGUUGCUCCUCAUCACCCCCUUGCUUUGUGAAAGCAGUUGAAGAUCACCUGUGUUGAGGCUGUGGGGUAAGACGCACUGAGCCUUUGGCAGUCCAGUCCCUGAAAUGGGUAGGCCAAACUCAAGAGCCUUUUAUAGGAAGGUCUAAGGUUCUGAUCAGAAUCUUCAGUGGCAAAAGAGCUGUGUAACCUCCUGAAGUAUGUCCCACCUCUGUCUGAGAGGGUAUGCUCAGGGAGAGUUUGGGUUCUCCUAGGUACUACUGCCAGUUUAGAGAAGUUGCCCUUCACAAGGUGAACUGGACUGUCCUAGCUAAAGCUUCAGCCUCAGAUGUAGAGAGCUUGCAGGCAGGUCUCAGGCCUUCCAGCCCUGCAGAGUGGAAAGUGGGUCUAAAGAGCAAGAUCCUUCUCCAGGUUUAAAACUGGCCGUUGGGCAGGGAUCAGCACAUAAGGCCAGAGGGCUGGGUUUAGCCACACGUACUAUUUACACACUGCCUUGCUGCUCUCAGGUUACAAAGCUGAGUAGAUGUGCCCAACUCUACUGCCUGACUGGCCCUUCACAGAGAAAGUUGGUCAGCAACUUCUCUGGAACGUAUUCAGUCAUUGUAGAUACAGGGACAGGACAAUCUAACUCACCUUGUGAAUGGCAACUUCUAAACUGGCAGAAAGUACCUAGGAGAACAAAUACUGUUCCUGAGCAUACCCAGAGGUGGGACACACUCCUUCUGGAGGUCACACAGCUGUUUUGCCACUUAAGAUUCUGACCAACAGUCUUAGAUCUUAUCACCCCAGACUCAGCAGAGACCCAGGCUAUUGGUUCCUUCCUGGAGGCUAAGGGUUUAGAUUCUCAUAGAACUGAAUUCUAAGCAACUACAUUCGAAAAAAGUUCUGGACAAUCUAUUCUGGGGUUUUUUGGCCCCCAAAUUUCCUCAGCUAAAAAAAAAUUACUUAGGAAGAGAGGGUCUGCUAAGGGGAGCUCAUUCUAAAGAGAAAUGAUGUGCAAAGACUGAUUCCAUCUAUGGCCUCUAGUGAAGCAGGCCUAAAAAUGAUGCCCAUUGAAAACAGCAAAAAGGAGAGGAGAUCCUACAAUGAAUGGUCAUAGUGGGGGCUAUCAGGCUAUUUCUUCACUUCAGAAUUCAGAAGGGGACAACUUGGGCCUUAAAAAUUCUAUUAAAACAGAGACCGCUCAA
Artibeus jamaicensis (Jamaican fruit-eating bat) is the source of this 3042-nucleotide messenger RNA. RefSeq names its product mannose phosphate isomerase (gene MPI). Gene Ontology annotation, cellular component: cytosol. The transcript is spliced from 8 exons. Gene Ontology annotation, molecular function: zinc ion binding; mannose-6-phosphate isomerase activity. Gene Ontology annotation, biological process: carbohydrate metabolic process; GDP-mannose biosynthetic process. The coding region runs from base 105 to 1316 and encodes 403 amino acids. Lineage: Eukaryota; Metazoa; Chordata; Mammalia; Chiroptera; Phyllostomidae. The record is from RefSeq and is a predicted model, not a curated record.